Molecule: messenger RNA, 768 nt
Organism: Bipolaris zeicola 26-R-13
Lineage: Eukaryota; Fungi; Ascomycota; Dothideomycetes; Pleosporales; Pleosporaceae
Exons: 3
Coding region: 1-768 (255 amino acids)
Biological process (GO): mitochondrial translation
Cellular component (GO): mitochondrial large ribosomal subunit; mitochondrial ribosome
Molecular function (GO): structural constituent of ribosome
Source: RefSeq, a predicted model, not a curated record
AUGGCGACGAUGCCCUCUGCACGACUGCUACGACCCGGUUUGGCGUCGACGCCAUCCGACGCUGUCCUCGCCUUUCUCGUCCCCUCGACCCAAUGCGCGCACAACGGCUCCAGGGCCUGCUUUUCGACGUCACCGCAAUGGCGGAAGAGGGACAACAACAAAAUCAGAGGCGUGUCUGCGGUGAGGGCAACAGCCCUGCGGCCACGGCAAACACUGUCGGUCAGACAAAAAGAUUUUGAGAACCAGCAAUUACCAAAGCCGGUACCAAUCGAACACAAAAUUACAGGCACCCCAGACCAUGGACUAUGGGGCUUCUUCAAGGACCAAAAACUGCUGCAGACACCAGUCGACGAGCAGAGGCAUGGCAGAGCGUGGACUGUCGGCGAGCUGCGUAGUCGAGAUUGGGAUGCCCUCCACCAGCUGUGGUGGGUAUGCGUCAAGGAGCGAAAUCGCCUUGCGACGGAGAAGAUUGAGCGGAAGCGCCUCAAUGCUGGCUAUGGCGACUAUGAGAAUCAAGGGCGCGACAAGACAGUGCAGGAGACGAUGAAGGCAAUCUUGGAUACGCUGGCUGAGAGGCACCAGGCGUAUCAAGAGGCAUAUGCUUUGGCACAGCGUGAUCCAGACAUUGAUUUGUCAAGGACGGAUGGCCCACAAUACACACAACCGCCAUAUGAUCCGCUAGAAGCUGACGAUGCACCAUAUGAGGCUCAAGCUGCCUCGACGAGCGAGGAGCCUGGGAAGGAUAAGACGAUAGCAGAGUCGAGAUGA